Molecule: messenger RNA, 1457 nt
Organism: Anopheles bellator
Lineage: Eukaryota; Metazoa; Arthropoda; Insecta; Diptera; Culicidae
Exons: 3
Coding region: 17-1423 (468 amino acids)
Cellular component (GO): nucleus
Molecular function (GO): protein binding
Source: RefSeq, a predicted model, not a curated record
AAACAACAGGUGAACAAUGCCGAGUCCUACGGCUGCAUCAUGGGUAAAAUUUUUCACAAACGCCGACAUCCCGAGCCAGGCGGCCGCUACCUAUGCUCACGUUUUUGUCGAAAAUCGCAUUCAAAUGGACAUGCUAAUGGAUCUUAACAAGGAAUAUCUACGGGAAAUGGGCAUUACUACGAUGGGCGACAUAAUUGCCAUUUUGCGGCAUGCGAAGAAAGUGUACGAACAAAGUGCCCGUGAAAAGGUCCUGUCGAUCCCGGACUCUGACACAACCGUACCGAUUGCAACCGUAUCGGGUACACCGAACACGGUUACUCUAAGUAACGGGAAGAAAGCCGAAAAGACCCUAACCACACGUAUUGUAUCAUCGGUCGGAACUGCUCUGCACGACGUCAAGCCUCGACGGGUUCUGCCGGAGCACGAAGGAAAAUACAAAAUUACCCUUCCCUCUGGUAGCACCGCCAGGAGCAAGGAAAUUCUCGAGAAGAAGGUUCAACUGACUAAAAGAAGACCGAGCGUUGACGAUCAGAUGGACGCAUCAGCCAAAAGGGCCGCCACAAAACGAAGCAUAUUCGAUAGACUGACCACAGAAGAUGAACCUCCGAGCAAAACUGCAAACUCAGUCAAGAUUCUCGACUCAAUGGGCUCACCGACUUCCAGCUCUAUAUUUUCCCGACUUGGAGGACGUAACAGCGCCGAACAACGUGGCAGCAGUGAUGUCGCCACGUUGGGUACUUCUGGUAUUCUCAAAAAAUCUCCUAGCUUUGCGUCAUCCACUUCGCAGUCACGCUCAGUAGAACGCAAAGUUCCGCCAGUGGUUCAGAAGGUAAUUUUGGUCAAAAGAAUACCAGCCAAGGCGGCUACCCUUUCGUCGGAUGAGGAUGACGACGACGAAGAUCGACGGUUGGAUUUAAGCAGCGGCGACAUGACAGGUGGUGUGAAAUCGGUAUCGUUCUCCGAGGAAGACGAAGUACUGGAAAUAGCUCCCAGAAAAUCGCGUAAACCUAUCGUGGCUAACAGCGCUUCAACUAGCCGAUUGCGUUUCAACGAGAGAGACGUUCCUGUAAAGCAGCGGUUGGGCGCUGGAAGACUUUCAGCAACAGGAUCGGGCAGUGCAGCGCAUCGUGGGGGAACGGGUGCUCUGCAUGGUACGCGAAAGGUGGUGCAAAUGAAACCCUCACCGGUGAAACUGUCACCUGCGCGACCCAGCAUGAAAGCGGAUAACAUGGCUCAAGGACGCAAGCAGCCGAUUCAGAAUCGACUGAGUUUGGGGUCUCGCACCGGAACGGAUUCAAAACAACUUUGGCAACGUUUAGAACGGUUCAGUCUCGAUUCUAAACUCACAAAACCCGGCAAGGGCAACUCCUCCACCAGUAACGGUGGCAGCGUAUUUAAUCGACUUGGAUAUAAUCGUAAGUGAGUUUUACUUCAAAAUAAAGCUACAAUUCGUCGAA